AUGGCUCUUCGGCACUGGCUUCAGGCUUUUACCACCUUACCAUGUUUUUUCCCUACCAUUGGUGCUCAGUCUUCACCUGGCAUAAUACCACCGGCUCAGGUCAUCAUACCAGAAACAACUGCCGCCAACGGUCCAUUAUUGGAAUUGGAACGGGUUCAAUUGACGAAUGCUGUCAUAGAUCGCAUUGCGAACGAAAAUGUCACCUCUUCCAUAGCCGAUCUUGUUGGUUUUGACCAUAACGGAACAACAGUAGACCACAACUUCACUGCCUGCAAAAUGUUCCCUGGCGAUGCACUGUGGCCGUCACAGUCACAUUUGAAUGUCUUUGAUGCCUUGCUAAAUGACGGUCUAGUUCCCACCGUGCCAAUUGCUUCGCCCUGCUACGACUCAAAUUGGGGACCAAAGGACGUCGCCAAAUGCAAUAGUGUGGUGAGCAGCUUCACCAAGUUCCCAAUCCAUUAUCUUGGGAAGUCUACUGGUGCGGGAUCAAUCGCUCUCUGGAUGCACAACAUCAAAGACAUUAUAUUCCUUCCUAGUUACGAAUUCGAAGGCUACGCUGGCAAGGCUUUCAAGGUCGGUGCUGGUGUGACGUUGAGCGAGAUCUACCGGGCAGCGGAUGCUCAUGGUGUGACGGUGCUGGGAGGUAUUUGUCCGUCUGUAGGCUAUGCUGUGGGGUAUCUUCAAGGUGGAGGACACACACCACUCAGCGGCUUCCAUGGCAUGGGCGCCGAUGCAGUUCUGGCAUAUCAAGUAGUCACCGCAGAUGGCCGCUACGUGACUGCCUCCAAAACGUCAUAUCCAGACCUAUUUUGGGCACUCCGUGGCGGUGGACCUGGCACCUUCGGUAUCGUGACCUCCGUUAUCGUCAAAGCCUUCCCCGAAACCGACGUUACACUUUCAUCUUUCGUUCUCGGUAACAGUACUGAUGGCACCCAAUUCGUUUCGCGCGCAAACUUCUUCAAAGUGCUCCGCGUCCUCUGGGAGUCGUUUCCUGCCUGGACUGAUGCGAAUACCUACUCGUUCUUUUUCGUUUUUAACACAAAUGGCCAAUUGACGCUGGAUAUGAGGAACUUCUUCGCACCAGGCCACACCCCGGGGUCUUACAACAACCUGACCAAGCCGUUCUUCUAUACUGUCAAAAAGUUUGGCCUUGCAACCUCGCUCCCUGGUAACCGCCUCGUUCCCAAAACAAUGUGGAACAACCCUGAAAAUUUUGAAGUAUUGUGGAAGACAGUAGUAGCGCACGUCGAAGCUGGUCACCACUUCGGCAUCUACCACCAAGCACCGGAUAAUCCACAAAAUGUUGAUAACGCCGUAUCUUCAGCAUGGCGUAAUGCCCAGUCAUUCUUCAUCACCAAGUCAGCCAACUUUCCAGAAAAUGCAUCUGCUACGGUGAUCUCUGAGGCGAACCGUGCGCUACAUGAACAGAUCCUGCAACCGUGGAGGGAUAUCACACCAGCCAGUAAGGGAGGCGGGUCGUAUUUAAAUGAGGCUGCUGUUGAUGAGCCAAAUUGGAAAGAAGACUUUUAUGGGGCUCAGUAUGAGAGGCUGGUAAUGAUUAAGCGGAAAUACGAUCCAACAGGCGUUUUUUAUGCUACGACUGCUAUAGGGAGUGACGAGUGGGAGAUCCGAGGCGCUCCUGACUUGGGCGUAACCACGCAGAAUGGAAGGCUGUGUCGGGUCUGA
This is a messenger RNA of Cucurbitaria berberidis CBS 394.84, 1686 nucleotides long. RefSeq lists its product as uncharacterized. The record is from RefSeq and is a predicted model, not a curated record. Lineage: Eukaryota; Fungi; Ascomycota; Dothideomycetes; Pleosporales; Cucurbitariaceae. The coding region runs from base 1 to 1686 and encodes 561 amino acids. Gene Ontology annotation, molecular function: FAD binding; oxidoreductase activity. The transcript has 4 exons.